Necator americanus (New World hookworm) is the source of this 957-nucleotide messenger RNA. RefSeq lists its product as uncharacterized. The transcript has 3 exons. The record is from RefSeq and is a predicted model, not a curated record. Lineage: Eukaryota; Metazoa; Nematoda; Chromadorea; Rhabditida; Ancylostomatidae. Gene Ontology annotation, biological process: chromatin remodeling. Bases 1 to 957 code for a protein of 318 amino acids. Gene Ontology annotation, cellular component: nucleus.
AUGCGAGGGCUACCGGCUAGAGGACUGAGCCGGCCAAAGAAGUUACUCCGCCAUCGCCAGCAUCAUUCAGAGACUCGCUGGGAAUGCAAGUCAAGAGAAUUAGGCGAUGACUACAAGCUUAUCUACCACGGUACAUCAAAUCGCAUUGGCGUUGGUGUCAUAUUGAACGAGACGUCUAGAAACAGCGUCACAGCGGCGGAUCGACUAUCGGAUCGCCUAAUGGGCGAAAAAAUAGACAAAGAAGUGGAGUCUGCUUGUACGCCACAGGUGAGCUGUAGUGAAAACGAGAAGGCGUACUUUUGGGAAGAUAUGGAGCAGUACGUCCAAUCGCUGGAAGGCGAAGAAGUACUUUUAAUUGGAGGAGACUUCAACGGACAUGUCGGUUCUCCUUUUGACGGGUCCGAAAAUUGUCAUGGAGGAUACAGCUAUGGAGCUUGUAACGACGACGGGUUGCGAAUCCUGGAGCUUAUACGACUGCUGUGCCAAACGAUAAAGGUUUUUAAGCGCGUCCGCGAAGUUCAUCUGAGGAAGUUUGUCAGCGUUUCACUCAACCAGUGCGGCUUUGUGAAGAACUACAGCACUGUAGAUGUUAUCUGUGCUGUCCUCAUCCUCAUCAGUUCAUCAGGGUUCAUCACUCUCACCACUGCUCUUCAUACUGUGCAUGGACACGAUACGACAGACGACACGACACGAAGGGAAAACAGAAGCAGCAUCCGUGGACCCUACUCUUCACUUACUUUACUCUUCACUCGGCUGCAGCAACAUGGAUUGCGCCUCAAUGUACCAAAAACUGAGUACAUGGAGUGCGGACUAAGGAUAGAGGAUGGUUCAAUUCGUAUCGAUGGCACCGAAUUAAACAAGGUAGACUGUUUCAAGCACCUUGAAUCCAAAAUGACUUCCACAGGCGACAUUGGUCAAGAAGGUCGAGCACGUGUUUAUGCGACAUGGAUGAAAUAG